ACGGAACAAUUUGUGUGCAGCCAGACAUCCUCCCGCUUCUCUUUUCAGCAGCUGACACAAGGGACAGCGUCCCAGAGCUGCACUCACCCACUUGAGUGAGCGACAGACGCCGCUGUGGUCGUCAUUGUAGUGGUAGUCGCUGAUGAUGGAACGGGCGCUGGCGGCGUUGAGUGUCGUCGCUGUCGUCGUGCAGGUGACGGGCAGCCAUGAGGCAAUCCGAAACCUUCUGCUCAACCCAGCUUUGAAGAUGACAGCUUAAAGAGCACGUGGACAGGCAGCGGCUUUCAGAUGAGAAAGUUCUCCUCCGUCAAAACACACGGCAAUUUUUCUCUCUUGUGUUCUGGAAGGACCAGCCCUAACGCCGGGCCUCAGCAGCACAUCAGCGGCCUGGUACCCGGGGGACGCUACGCACUGCGCGCCUACGUCAGGCUGCUGGAGGACAAGCCGGGUAGACUGUGGCAGACCUUCAAAGCCCUCCUCACCUUCUACUUCGAUGUCGGUGAUUCAGCAAAGAAGUGCAAAGUUUUGAGGGGAAAGCAGCGACAUCAAUGUCAAGACGAGCAAAGUGAAAGUAAAGACAAGAAACAUGACGACGCCAAGUCCAAAGCAGGAAAAAGUCCGAGAAAGAAGGCGAGGGCCGCACCAGACCAGCCUCCUAAACUGAGAUGGUCGAAAAGGCUCGCAAGACCACUCGUCAACACACAGUGAGGAAAUAUCAGUACAUCAUUGCUUGGCGAGCGUUUGCUUCGGUGAAUAAAGGCUGGUUGACACUUACUGGCGACCUCGAUGCUCCAAUGAGAAACAUCACAGGCGCACACCUGUCCAUCCAGGGUCCUGACGCCGGCCUCGACUUUCUGCUGGACGACCUGGUCCUAUACGAGGUCCCUGAGCAUCCGGACUGGGCCACUGAGGCUCUCGUCAGGAUUGACAAGCACAGGAAAAGCAACGUUCACCUACAAGUGCACCUUCCGUCCUGUGUUGACCCUGCAGAUGUGGAAAUCCAGGUAGACCACAAGAAACACUUGUUUGCCUUUGGAUCCAAGGUGGAGGACGACCUACUACGUGGAACGAGCGCGCGAAACAAACGCUUUCAAGACAUUUUUUUCUAUCUGUUCAACUGGGCCACAGUCCAGAGUUACAAGUGGAAGUAUGGCGAGGGUGAAUCCAAAAACCCAGACUUCAGCAAGGCUGUACACGCCACAGAUGUUUUGCUCAAGAAUGGCCUCAAAGUGCGGGGCCACUCCAUCCUGUGGGGUGUCAAGGACAGUGUACCCGGGUGGGUGCAGUCACUCCGCGGCAGGCAGCUUCGAACCGAACUGGUCCGUCAUGUCGAGCGCAUGACUAACAUCACCAGGGGCAAGCUGGCCCACUGGGACGUUCAAAACGAGCUUCUCCAUGAGCAGUACUACGAGGAGACGCUUCAGGACCCGAACAUCACCAUGGAGAUGUUUAAGCUGGUCAAGCGCCUGGAUCCUGUCCCCAAACUUUACCUCAACGACUUCCAGGCCGUCACAAUCGGAGGAAAGACGGAGGCGUAUCACGACUUAGCGGAAGACUUCAAAAGGGCAGGAACAGGUAUCCAGGGUCUUGGAAUACAAGGGCAUACUAAAGACUUCAUCAAGCCUGACCCUACUAUGAUCUGGAGACGACUUGACAGACUGGCACAAACCGGUUUGGAACUCUUCAUGACGGAGUUCGACCUCGGCUGGCAUGAUGACGUAGUCCGAGCUGAUUGGCUGGAGGACGCCAUCCGGGCCUUCUUUGCUCACCCUGGGCUCAGUGGCCUCAUAUUCUGGGACAUCUGGGACGACAAACAGCGCUUCCAUGACAAAGGUCUUAUCAGUGGACCAGACCUCCAAUUUAUCGAGCCCGGCCAGCGGUUCGCCUGUCUGGUGAAGAAGGAGUGGAGCACCCACGUCACGUGGCGCCUGUCGGACAGUAACCAGACCCUCCGUCUGCGGGCCUUCCAGGGCCUCUAUGAUGUGGUGGUCAAGAAGAGAGGCGUACCAGUCCAGAAACUACAAAUGACUCUCGGCAAACAGGACAUCGUCUAUCACAUCAAUGUCACGGCCAGUGACGUGCCAAUCGGCGUGCCUAAAGAGAUAGACUUUGUCCCUCAGUGUAUUAGCCACCGAGGUCAAGAGUCAAUGGGAAUGGCCAUCUCAACGGCCAAGGACCAAAACCUCAUGUGUCAGAGGUGCAUAUCAAGUGUGCAAGGGUCGACCGGGGGAUUGACGGAAGUGUCUGUCACGUGUGACGAUGGUUACGUCAUGACAGACUGUAGUAGCUACGUCACGUCGAGACAAGUAAAUCUCGACCAGAUCCAGCUGUCAGACAAGAUGACGGUGAUCAACGGCACGGCCACGUGUACUGCACACCUUCACGGCAUGCUGCCAACACCAACAGAAUUGGUGGCAACGGCUCAGUGCUGCCGUCUGGAGGGACUCACGUGUGACUACCGGGUAGCAGGUCCCUCUGCCAUCUUUGACGGUGCCAGAGCAGAGGCUGUGUGUCCUGGUGGUUACUUCCCUUUUGGCUGCUCGGCGUACAGUCGCUGGUCUCACCACGCCGGGGUCAUGCCCAGUAUGACGUCAUGUGUUGCUCAGAGUGGACCCCCCACCACCAGUGACCCCGCCAAACAGUCGGGUGUGAUAGCUACAGCUGCCUGCUGCAAUGGAGGACUGAAGUGCCACGUAGUCCAGUCACAUUUUCUACGUGGAAGACGUGCGCACGUCACGUGCCCUCCAAACUACAUUAUGACUGGCUGCAACGCCUUUUCUGUAGAUGGAAAAUACAGAGGAGCCUUCACGGAAAGAGGUACCUCUGUGUGCACUGCAGUCAGUGAGACAGGUGUAGGAGUCACAGCCUACGCCACGUGCUGCAUAGCGGGAUGAAGAUGAUGCACGACAGUCACCAUGACGACAGCAGACGAGCGGCAAAACGCUCGUACAGCCUCGACUUAAUAUUCCAACAUUUUCUCUAAGAUGUUUUGUUGCUUAGCACAAGAUAGAAGACAGCAGUCGUGACCAUUGUGUUGAUAAGCGAAUAUAAAGACCGUUUGAGAUCCUAUGUCAACCGUUAACUUCUACCCUUAAGACCUCAGGGACCUGAUCAUAAAGGCCACACUGACUGACAUCUAUUGAUGUUGCUUUGUUUACCUCAAUGACAUGAUCAUUAAAUUCACUAUGACUGUUGUUUAUUAAUGUUGAUUUUGUUUUUCAUCUUGCCUACUGUACUUUUCCCUGUUGCUGUUAAUAAAGAAAAACAGU
Pomacea canaliculata is the source of this 3269-nucleotide messenger RNA. RefSeq lists its product as uncharacterized. The record is from RefSeq and is a predicted model, not a curated record. The coding region runs from base 666 to 2894 and encodes 742 amino acids. The transcript is spliced from 20 exons. Gene Ontology annotation, molecular function: hydrolase activity, hydrolyzing O-glycosyl compounds. Gene Ontology annotation, biological process: carbohydrate metabolic process. Lineage: Eukaryota; Metazoa; Mollusca; Gastropoda; Architaenioglossa; Ampullariidae.